Mobula hypostoma (lesser devil ray) is the source of this 12944-nucleotide messenger RNA. RefSeq names its product WNK lysine deficient protein kinase 1b (gene wnk1b). Bases 1067 to 9676 code for a protein of 2869 amino acids. The record is from RefSeq and is a predicted model, not a curated record. Gene Ontology annotation, biological process: protein phosphorylation; positive regulation of potassium ion import across plasma membrane; monoatomic ion homeostasis. NCBI's taxonomy places the organism in Eukaryota, Metazoa, Chordata, Chondrichthyes, Myliobatiformes, Myliobatidae. Gene Ontology annotation, cellular component: cytosol; cytoplasm. Gene Ontology annotation, molecular function: protein serine/threonine kinase activity; ATP binding; potassium channel inhibitor activity. The transcript is spliced from 31 exons.
CCGUUGGAAGCGGAAAACUACGUUUCCCAUAGACCCUCGCUGUGGGUACUGUGCACGUGAGUUUGACGUCUUGAGCUCGAGCGCUGAGCUUCUCGGUAGGUCUCAGUCAAUCAGUGAGUGGAAGAGAGUGUGUCCGCCAUUUACAGUUGGGAAGAAAAGAGCGUGUGUAUCUCGGAUCUGACAGACGGAAUAAGCACCCAUCUUCGUGCCCCCCUUCUUACCUGGGGGGCCCGGGCUCUAAUCUAUCAUCAUUUGUCAGAAGUGGAAUGUUGGCGAUUUUGUUUUGUUGAAAAAUCAGUUACAGUGGAAGAGAGGAAGAAGCCGGGAUGUUACGUAUGUGGAAGGGACCGCAGUGAGAGCCUCUCCCCGGGUAGCUGGAUGUUACCCUGUGGUUUCCAUUGUUGCUUCCAGGCCUUUCCUGAGCGACGGUCCUGUCUUGUCAUCAUCAUUUGUUGACUUUUUCGGAAAAGCUCGACAUAUUCAUUGCAUCCAUUUUGAAAGCCUUUACGGACAUCGACGGAACAGUUGUGGCGCUGUACAUCAUCGAUAUUUUAAAAAAAGGUCUCCAGAUAAUCGUGAUCUUGAGCUGCUCUGCUGUUGAGAGAAUUGUACAGAUUGUUGCUUUGAUUGUACUUUUGGAGGAGGGGCAAUUAAAAAAAAAUUGGAGCUUAAAACGAGGGGAAAAAACUUGACUGUUUUCACUGACCGUCUUCUCGAUUCCAUUUUAAAAUUCCUUUAUUCUCUUGAGAAAUUGAGAUUGAAUGAAAGCAGUUUCGUCUUUUUAAAUUAAGGAUGGAUGAAUCACAUCAAAUUGUUUAUUACGAUGUAUUGCAACUGACUGAGAUGGACAGUAUUUUUUGUCUCUUUUUUAAAGGAACAUCCGUGUUCCAGGGAUCCUACCCUUUGCACAAAAAUAAUAUGGAAUUAUUUUGUAUUUAAAAAAUCAGCUUGCAGUCGUCUCGUAGUUAAAGAAAAGAUUUCCUGUCCCUUGUGUUGAAAUCUUGGGUUAGUGAAGAACCCCUUCAUUUUGUUUUGAAGCCGAUAGCCAGUUGGUUGUCCUGUGGCAAUGUCAGAAAGCGCAGACAAAAUUGAUUCAUUAUUGCGACCUCCUAAAAACGGUACCAAUUCUAGUUCUGACACGACAAUAGGAGAACGUUUUGGAGUAAGUAUGAGAAAAAAGGAAGAGUUCAACGCCCUCAGGAGGCGGAGGCAUACAAUGGACAAGGAUAGCAAAGCAGAACACCAACGUUUUAUUAGGAGGAGUGUGAUCUGCGAUUCUAACGUAACCGCAUUGGACCAUUUACCUAGUAAAACCAGCAUUAUCGUUUCUCCGCCUGAGUCGGAUAAUACAACCAUAUUAAUAAGUGGUGUUACCAAUAAUAGUGAAACGCGGCCUCCAAUACAAAUAACUCCUGUUGACCCAGUGUCUGCUGCAGUUUCUGUAAUUGGCGAAGAAAAAUGCGAAAACUGUACUGAUGGCAAUGCGAAAGAUGAAAGUAGGGUCGCUGGUAUUGGUGAUGAACCAUCUCGGCCCCCUGCCCGAUCGCCCGAUGUUUACGUUUGCAAUCAUGCUGCAAGUACAGUUAGCGGCAUCAUCAGCAAGGACAGAAAAAAGCAAAAAGCUGUUCCAAUCAGGGAGGAGGUUGAGUCGAAAGUCAGCGAAGAGGAUAGUGCGGAGAACCGAGAGGCGGAGGAGGCAAGAAAUCUCGAGAGGAAGGCGCAGGAGGAUAAUGAAGAAAUAGAGACAAAGGCUGUGGCAACUUCCCCUGAUGGGAGGUUUUUGAAGUUUGACAUAGAAAUUGGGAGAGGAUCUUUCAAAACUGUCUACAGGGGUCUCGACACGGAAACAACUGUUGAAGUAGCUUGGUGUGAAUUGCAGGACCGAAAGUUGUCAAAAUCAGAAAGGCAAAGGUUUAAAGAAGAAGCUGAAAUGUUAAAGGCCUUGCAGCAUCCGAAUAUAGUUAGAUUUUAUGAUUCUUGGGAAUCAACGUUGAAAGGAAAGAAAUGUAUAGUGCUGGUGACAGAAUUGAUGACGUCAGGAACUCUGAAAACCUACUUAAAAAGGUUUAAGGUGAUGAAAAUCAAAGUACUUCGAAGCUGGUGCCGUCAAAUCUUGAAGGGACUCCAUUUUCUUCAUACUCGUACCCCACCUAUCAUCCACAGAGAUUUGAAGUGUGACAACAUCUUCAUUACAGGCCCUACUGGAUCAGUUAAAGUUGGUGAUCUUGGCCUUGCUACAUUAAAAAGGGCAUCAUUUGCAAAAAGUGUAAUAGGUACCCCUGAGUUCAUGGCUCCUGAGAUGUAUGAAGAAAAAUAUGACGAAUCUGUUGAUGUUUACGCUUUUGGGAUGUGUAUGCUAGAGAUGGCAACGUCAGAAUAUCCAUACUCGGAAUGUCAGAAUGCUGCUCAGAUCUAUCGUAGAGUAACUAGUGGAGUGAAGCCAGCCAGUUUUGACAAAGUAGCAAUCCCUGAGGUUAAAGAAAUAAUUGAAGGAUGUAUCCGCCAGAACAAAGAUGAACGGUAUGCAAUUAAGGACCUUCUGAGUCAUGCUUUCUUUCAGGAAGAUACUGGUGUUCGUGUAGAGUUGGCAGAAGAAGAUGAUGGAGAGAAACUUGCAAUUAAGCUUUGGCUGAGAAUUGAGGAUAUCAAGAAGCUUAAAGGAAAAUAUAAGGAUAAUGAAGCCAUAGAAUUCUCAUUUGACUUGGAAAGAGAUGUUCCAGAGGAUGUGGCACAAGAAAUGGUGGAAUCUGGAUUUGUAUCUGAGGGAGAUCACAAAACAAUGGCAAAAGCUAUCAAGGACCGUGUAUCACUAAUCAAACGAAAGCGUGAACAACUCCAGUUGGUCAGGGAAAAACGGAAAAAGCUAAAAGAACAGCAGAAGAAGCAUGAUCAACUGCAGCAUCCAAAAGCUCAACAAGGUGCUAGUGUCACCCAAACUGGGGGAGGACAUCCAUCCCAGUUAUCUGCCACAGCAGUCUCUUCUUCCCUUACUGCAACACCACCAACUCAAGUUGAACCUGAAGAGCCUGAAGCAGAUCAACAUCGUCUUCAAUACCAGCCAGCUGGUAACUCUGUUAUAUCUGAUGGCACUUUUGACAGUGGCCAGAGUUCUUCUGGGUUUUCAGAUUCCCAUCUUAGUCAAGCAGCUUCCUAUGGUUCGACUCAAGAACAACAUAUUUCAUCCAGCCAACCUCCAUGUUACACUCCUUCAACCGUCCAGGCAGCAUCGCAACAGCUUGGUGGCCAUCAACAGUCUACAGGGCAGCCCCCAUCUCUUGUGCAUCCUUGUGGGGGAGUUACAUCACAACCAGAGACUGGUUCAUAUCCAUCUAUUCCUCAAAGACCAUUUUCUUUCUCUCCACCACCAAGUUUUCCUCUGAAACCUGCUCAUCCUCAACGCCGCAAAAGUACUUCCUUCCUGGAAGCCCGAACAUGCCACUUUCAGCCGAUGGCAAGGACUGUAGGACAGAAACUUCUGUCUCCUGGUGAUUUUUCAAAUCUGAAUGUUGAAAGCUCAGCCAUGAAAGGUUUGGUUACUCAUAGGUCUGCCAGUGAACCAAUCCGUAUUGAAGGUCAGGUGCAACCAGAGCAAGUCCAUGCUUUCAUUGAAAGCAGAUCAGGAUUGGAUCAGUUUGAAGACAUUCCACUUUUGUGUUAUCCAGCAAUUUAUCCUUGUAAUGUGCAGCUGCAGCAAACUUUACAAGACCCCUAUGACGUUGUAACUCAUAGUAACUUUCCCACUAUUGCACUUUCUUUGCACCAAAUUCCAACUGAAGUAAAAGUACAACAGCAGCAGAUUUAUUCCCAGCCCUUGAGUUUGGAGGAGUCCUUUAGUGGUUCGACUUUUCUCCCCUGCCCAAAACAAAAUCUAAUGGGCCAUAUAUCUCAAAAGAUGCAGGUGGCUUCUCACACGAUACCAGCUCAUAUUUCAAAUCUACCUUCUCAUCUUCAACUGCCGCAGGAUGUGACACAAAUGCAUGGACAGCAUGGGAAGGUUGGAGAACCGCAGGCAGUAUUUCCGGUGCCAUCUGAAGUACUUAUACCUGUACGGGAUGAUAAGGAUCCUCAAAGUGAAUCUGCAAUAGCGGGUGUACGCACACAAAAUAGUGUUGGGACAAUGAAUACUGUGCUCUCUCUUCCACAUUUGAUUGCCCCUCAUUCAGCGCCACCUAUUCCACAAUUAAAUGAAAACAGAACUGGGUCAGUGUUUGAUUUUCAAGUUUCUCCAGUUCACGUGGAGACUAACGGUAUCCAUAUUCCAUUUCUGCCAUCUACUCAAAGGAUUUACAGAAGUCGGCGGGGCUCAGUGGAUCUCAGUUUGGAUGACAGCCAAGGAACUGGAAUGCACAGCAGGCUUCAGCCAGUAACCGAAGGUCAAGUUGUUUAUUUCAGUUCAGAUACUUUGGUACUUCCAGGAGACUUCCUGCGGAGGAGACAGCCAAGGUCAGAAGAACUCUCUCAGAAUCUCAGUCCGCAGCGUUCAAGUGACUCUGGUCAGUCAAGUUCCUCAGAAGCAAGGGAACUUCAGUCACCACCACUUUUGGGUUCCACAAUUCCAUACUUCAACGUAUCAUUGUAUCAUGAGCAGCAACAAGUUUUGCCGGAGCAUGACACUGAUUAUGAAACAUUGCAAAGUGUGCCAGUUUCACUUGCUGCAUAUCCAUCAGUGUUCAUUCAGACUAAUACAGAAUCUUUUCCGCCACCCUCGGGAACAGCUGGCUUGUAUCUCCAAGUCAUGGAAGGAUCAAGUUACCGACCUGUUUCAUCCCAGCAGAACUUGCCACUGGAUCACAGUUCUGCAGAUGGACAGUGUCUACCAUUGGUACAAAUGCAGAGCCAGCUCCCUUCAACCAAUCUUCCUCUGGGUGUGACCUCACAGCAUACAUCUUCACAACUGCCAUCAAGUUCCAUGCAGCCGACAAACCAGUUUGGCAGUUACUUCACCCCAACGUAUCUUCCACAGACAAUACAACAGCAAUCUGCCCAGCAUUCCUUGCCACAGAUGAAAUCAAGUGGCCCAGUUCAAGUUGCUUCUUCGCAUCAAAGUGUACCCAUUGUUCAGAACCAAAUGCUUGCUACUCAACAAGGUCCUACUUCAACACAGAAUUAUUCAACACAAUUGCCAAGUGUAGCUCCAAGUCCUGUGAAAUCUUCUACUGGUGUUCAGUCCACUAUAGUCUCACCACCACUUCCAGUUUCUACUGAAGUUGUAUCUCAGCCUGUUACACAACCAUCAUAUCAUGUCGGGCACGCUGCAAGUAUGGCACUACCGUACAUUGAAUCUUCAGCAGCUGGACAAACAAGAGGACUGCAACCUGGAACCACUACUAUUCAGAACCAGAUUGGGCCUCCAACUCAAUUACAGACACAAGCAUCGCAAGAGAUGUCCCAGGCUUCUCCACAGACAUUGACUGUUGAGCAGUUACAGUUACACCAGUUAUGUUCAUCUGUAGACAGUGCUCACUCUGAUGUUGCUUCGGGGAUGAGUGAUGGAAAUGAAGGCCUUCCAGCAGGUGGAGGAAAUGACGGCCUUCCAGCAAGUGGAAGACAUGAAGGGAGAUCAGCAAAACGGCAUUAUCGCAAAUCUGUGAGGAGUCGUUCACGUCAUGAAAAAUCAUCCAGACCAAAGUUACGAAUUCUUAAUGUUUCAAAUAAAGGAGAUCGGGUUGUGGAGUGUCAGUUGGAAACACACAAUCGGAAAAUGGUUACCUUUAAAUUUGAUUUGGAUGGUGACAAUCCAGUAGAGAUAGCAUCUAUUAUGGUUCAUAAUGAAUUUAUCCUGGAGACUGAGAGGGAAUCAUUUAUUGACCAAGUACGGGAAAUUAUUGAAAAGGCUGAUGAAAUGCUGAGUGAAGAUCCAAGUGGGGAACCAGAAGGUGAUCAAGGAUUGGAGACUGUAAAAACCCAGGUUGAUGUUUGCUUUAGUCAAGCACAGACUGUGGAGGGAAUGUACAGGCAACAAGAAGCUCUAAUAUCUGUACCACUUCAGUUAGGUACACAAGCAGGCUCUGCAAUGCAGGUGGUCCAUUCAGCUGGAAGGCGAUUUAUUGUCAGCCCAGUUCCUGAGAGCAGAUUACGAGAACCAACAUUAUGUAUGGGUGUCACUUCAGUUAAAGAAAAUUCAACAGCUGUUUCCCAUAGUCACAAUCUAAACCUGUCACACUCGGCUUCGUCAGUGAGUUUGCAACAAGCCUUUUCAGAUUUAAAGCACAAACCUUUUCAAGAGGGCCCUAGUACUGCCCCACCUAUCUUCAGCCAAACCAUUCCACCAUUUUCUAUGGUAGCUCCAGAAAUGGCUAGUGUCAGCCAAGGAAUUAAUACACAAACAGUGGUGACAUCCUCAGGACCUGCUACUGUCGUAGCUGCUAGUUCUGCACCUCAAGCCAACGUGCAAAGUAUUCAGUCACAAUCAGAUGAGCAGUUAACUAAUGAAACCAUUGCUGGUGUAAUUGUCUCUAACACUACUUUGCUGCCUCCAGCCUCGCAGCCAGCUCAGCAGUCAGUUGGUGGCAUUUCUGCCAAUGUAAGCAUUCCAACUUGUAUAUCUCCACCACAAUCAUCCCAGAUAAGUCUGCAAAUAAUUGGAGGCUCUGCUGCAAGUGUUUCUGCUCCAAGUUCAGUGUCUCCACCACUGUCAUCGCAUCUUGUUCAACAUUUGAUUGGAGGAGCUGCAAUCAGUGGUGGGCCUUCAGCUUCAGUUUCUCCAUCUUUCACCCAGACUGUGAUAGUGCAAGCUUCUCAACAACUUAGUGGUGGUGCUGUGGUCAGUCUGGCAGAAUCGUCAGCUCCUCUGAGUACAUUACAGAGCCAGACAGAGAUUUUGUGCAGUACAACCCAAGCUGAAGAUCAGCAGAUAGAAGGUAGUGGCAUGACUCUGGCAGUCUCUGCAUCACCGCCAUCCUUACCACCCACUUGUGACACCCAGACUCCUGUGAGCCAGUCCAUUGUGGUGCAAACCAUUAGUGCACAAAAUGUUACUCUACCUCAUCCCGUGGGUGUUUCUGUGCCUCUGGCAACCCAGAUCUCUGUACCUGGCACAGUAUCUGCACAACCUGUUUGCAGUGUUCCUUCUGUACAACAAACACUGAUUCAUAAUCAACCUCAAACAGCUUUUCUUCCAAAUCAGCCCCAUAUUCAUUAUUCUGAAGUUGACAUAGAUUUAAAUACCAAAGGCACUGGCAUUGAUGAUAUCAAGACUUUGGAUGAAAAACUUCGAUCGUUGUUCAGUGAACAUAGCACUGGAGGGUGUCCUCACAUUUCAGCGCCUUUAGAAAUGGGAUUGAACGCAGAGUCUGCUACAAUUGAUAGUUUACUUGCUGCAGGUAAAGUAACUGGUAUCCCGGGGACUUCGACAGUUACUGUCCCGUCCUACCCAGUUGCUACCACAGGUUCUAUCAUGCCUCCUUCCAGUCUACCUCUUGGCCCUACAGGACUUCCAUUAACUAUCCAGCAACCUUUGACUCCUUCCAGUUAUCCAGCAGUUGUUCCUUCUAUGCCCAGUGGGCGACCAGGCACGCCUCCAUCCAAACCACCACUUGGCAGAUUACCCGUGCAACAGUUAAGUACGGAAGCUCUUGACCAACAAUUAAAACAGGCUCUCACUCCACCCACUGAGCAGUUGCCACCUUUUCCAGGACCUUCACUAACCCAGUCACAACAACCUUUGGACACGUUGGAUGCCCAGUUAAGACGAGCGCUGAGCCCAGAGACUGUACAAAACGUGCCUGCUUUUACAUCAGUGCAGAGUGUGGCUCCUGUGAAUGGCUCAGUGGUGUCUUCUGUUCAUAGUUUUAUGCCAACCAGCUCGACUGCAGAAGGUCUUGUCCCACAGCUCGAUGAUAAUGUUGCUGUCUCAGAAUGCAAAUCCGACUCUCGUGAGGAAAAUGUCAUGAUAACAAACACAGUUGCAGCUAUUGGUAUUGGAGCUGGUGUUGUGAAAAUGGGUCGAUUUCAGGUUUCUGUGGCAACAAAUGAUGAUUUGUAUCAGCAAACAUAUGAUGAACAAAGAGGGUGUAAGCAGAAACAUACUUCAGAUGAAUCGUCCUCUUCUGGGAGUCCUGAAAGUACACUUGUUAGACCAUCUGCAAGUGGCAGCCAUGAAGACGUUGUGGAUGGUGCACCUAUAAUUGAAAGCAGAAAUAACGAAUCCUUACCAUACCAAGAUCAAGAACCAGCCCAGCAGGCAAAAAUAGGACGGUUUCAGGUAACAACACGAAGAGAUACUGUUGGCCGUUUUUCAGUGGCAAGGACACAAGAUGAAGUUACAUUUGAGGCUGGCAAGAGAAACCUUCCUUGUGUUCCUAUGAGUACUUCUCCAUUAACAGAACUUUUGUCAUUGCCAGUGGAUCAUGUUACAGAUCGAAUUUUACCACCUAGAGAAUCAAUCGAAUCAGAACAAUGUCUACAUACAAAUGGACCUGUUUUUUCUGAGGUAGGACAGCCUCUUCCAAAGGAGCUUGGUCAAGUGGCAGUUGAUAGUGCAGGCAGUCCAGUAUCUCCUCAAUCAUCAGAAUCCAAGGGUACUGUUAUCCUACAGAACCUUACCAAUUCCUUUAAUUCUUCUUACUUGAGCAGUGAUAAUGAUUCAGAAAUUGAAGAUGAAGAUAUGAGGAAAGAGCUGCAUCGGCUGAGGGAUAAACAUUUGAAAGAGAUUCAAGAAUUGCAAUCACGACAAAAGCAGGAGAUUGAGGAACUUUAUAUAAAAUUGGGUAAGGCGCCACCUGCUGUAAUAAUUCCACCUGCAGCACCCCUGUCUGGACGUCGCAGACGACCCACAAAAGGGAAAAGCAGCAAGUCCAGUCGGAGCGGCUCUCAAGGACAGAAAAGUCCCUUACUUUCAGGGUCUUUAACUGUUCAGAGUACUUCAGCGUUGACAACAUCACAGAUGCUGUUGCCACCUCAAACUACUCAUGAAUUCUCUGUUUCUGGACAAGGUCAUUUGCUGAAACCCUCACCAUCCAGUGAAAACUUGCACUCUGCUUUCACAAGUGAAGGGGUGAUUUCUGGGCAAAGUGUCCCUUGUACUGGACAAGGCUCAGCAGCGUUUCACUGUGCAUCUGAACAAGUAACAUUUAAACUUGGCGGCAGAAGGACAAGGUUUCUGAGUACGCCCUGUCUGGCUCUUUGGAAGAUGGUGAAAAAAGUCUGCCCAUGCAACCAACUGUGUAGGACAACUAGCACAAAUGCAGUAAGUGGGGUUGGGCAAAUGGCCCAACAACAACCAGCAAUGACGACUAGAAAAGGCACCUUCACAGACGAUUUGCAUAAGCUAGUAGACAAUUGGGCUCGAGAUGCUAUGAACCUUUCACAGAACAAGCGUGGCAUCAAGCAGCAGGGUCAACCAGGCCAUCAUUACUCAGAAACAAUGCCAAGGAAGUAUUCAGCACCAGGUCAACUUUGUAUCUCCAUGACCAACUCUGUGGGAGGAUCUUCUGCUGCCUCAGUGGGUUCACUGAAUCCUUUUAGCAAGACCCCUCUCUGCCAGUAUGGUUAUCCUGGAGCACCCUAUAGUGCCCAGUGGACUGGAGCACCUCCCCAACAACAGCCAGGGAUUAUACCACCAACAGCUGGUCUUCAGUUUCAAGGAGUUGGUAGCACUUCACUACAGAGCUUUCCCUUGGGUACUUUGCAGAAAUCUGUCAGCAAUCCUACUGGAUCCAAUCUUAGGACAACAUAGAUGCUAGUUCUGGAUAAGUGUGAUCAAUAGAUUGAGUGGAAUUCAGGGUUUAAUGCCUCUGCUGAUGUUGCCAGGGAUAGGUCAUAGAGCUUCAAAGUAUACAAAUGGCUGACACUGCUUUUAUAUACACAGCAUCAUUGAGAGCUAUUUUACUAGUUCUGUUUCAAACAGCGUUCUGUGCGGACAUGUAUUUACCCAUCAGUUUUUGAUGUUCAAACACUGUGAUAUAAAUGUUGUUGGACAACAGUAGUAAAAGUGAAUUUAGAGGGUUUAAAGUUUUAAAGAAAAACAAAAAAAAAACUAAAGCUAGCUAUAAUCCAUAAUUAUCAGAGACACUUUAACUUCCUUUGUUACUUCAUUGUAUUAGGUAAAUAAAUGUGAAUGUAAAAUUGUAUAAAUGUACUUGAAUACCUGUUUUCCCAGUAUGCUUGCUGGAUUCAUAGUGCCUUGUAUUGUGCUUCUGACUUGUCUGCAGGAAAGCACUUAGUGUCCCCAAACAGCAAAAUUAAAAAAGGGAGCAAGUGAAGAUGGAGUUGUGGUAAUGCGGAUAGUUACACUUGUUCUUUAACACACCUGUUGUCACUGGCAGCGACUGAAAUGCCAUCCAUUCCCCCUAAAUGUGUUCAAUACUUGUCCUUCCCUCCCAGUGAUAGCCUUCUAAUUACUGAAAAAGUGGAGUCACUAAAAGCUAAAGUAAUAGUUUAAGUUUUCUUGUGUAGUUUAAGGGUCUGCAUUUUUUGGAAUUUUCAUCAAGUGCUGUUGUUUCCAAAAAUGCAUUGAAAAACUAAUUUGCAUUUGAUUCUAUUAAAGUCACCAAGUCAAAAUAUUAUUUAGUAGUUUUUAUCAGCAUGAAUAGUGCUGAUACAUGUUUAAAAUAGCAAGCCCUCUACAUGCCAAAAUAUGUUUUAUUUUCCUUUGUUUUUAAAUUGGUGGAAGAAAAUUAGGUGCUGCAAAGAAUCCACCAUUAAUCUUUAAGUGUAAUUCCUCAUCGCAGUUUAUUGAUAAUCUUAUUUAUUGUACACAUGACCAUUGUAAAAUUUACUUUGUAUUUUGAGGCUCUCACCAUUAAAAUAAUGUUUGAAGCAACACAGAAACAAUUGUAUGAACCCUGGAUAUAUGGGAAAUGUGAAAAAUGACAUGGAAAAUUUGUAAUCACUGAGGAAAGUCUUUCUCAAUACUAUCUUCCGGUUUUUCCUGGAAUGUAAAUCUUGAUAUCUAGAUAAAAUUUAGCAUUACCCAGAGUCUAUCCAGCAGUGAUCAUAUAUUUAGGCUGAGUGCACUAACUUACAGUAACUUCCAAAUUCAAAAUCAAGCUAAUGUUUAAAAAACUACAUGUUACAAUGUUAAAAAAGUCAGAUUUGUUUCCAAUAUGAACAAUUACCUUAAAACGUGGGACUUUUUUUCUUUCUUUAACCUGACCCUGAGAAUGUUUACUCUUCCUCUUCACAUUUCAAUCUAAGCUACACACUUAAUUUUGUUUUACCAGGUAUUUACAGAAAUGUGACUUGUGAAGAACUGGUUGAGGGAGUUGUGUUGCAGUUUUUAGUGAUAUGAAAAAUAAAGGAUAAAGGACAAAUAUACAAAAUUUGGAUGCCAAGGUUGUUUUAGAGUUAAGUUUCAGUUCUCUGACUUCAUGAAAGAACUGUUAAAACCCUGCAUUUGUAAUUGUUGCAAAUUGCAGGUGAGCACUUUAUUUUGUUUUUCUUUCCAAGUAAAUUGAGGAAGGUUGCACCAUUUAUUAAAAUAUUUUUCAAUAUAAAUGAAAGGUUAGUUCUGCUGUAACUGUUAUGACAAUUCAUGGAACUGAAGCAUUUGUUAGUGCAGCACGUGUUGCAGACUGUUGCUGACAUGUGAGCCUUAAACAAUAUUGAAGAGUUGGGAAGCUUAAAAAUUGAAGUUGUAGAGGUAGACAUACUAUAGCAAAUUAUUCCAUUAGCUCUUGUUUGGAACACCCAAACUCUAAGAAAAGCAUGCUUUGAAAUCCAAGUUCCCUUGUAAAAAAAAAUGUUAUGAAGAAUACAGUACACUUUUGUCUCUUUCAAGACUUUAAUACAAAAAGCUUAGAAUUAUAGUGUAAUGUUAUUGUUAUUUGGAGGUGUAAUGGUAUUCUGUACACCUGCUUUGGGGAAGGGAGGGUUGGCAUUUCUUUUAUUUUAGACAGGUAGGCAUGAUAAAACUUUUAUUUCUCUGUCUUUGCUUCCCUUUUAAUAAAAUUUGAACUGGUAUGAGGAUUGUUUCAGCAGGUGCUUUUGUAACUUCUACCCUAUGCUUAAUGAUAUUUCUUAUUCUGUAUGUGGAUUCCUUUCAAGCAAAGGAAAUAAAGGCAAGUACUGCAAUCAGUAUUAUUCCUUAGACUGCAAUAAACUGUGAAAAGUCCACAUUAUUAUGUCGCUUUUAAGUCGAGAGUAACAUUUAUCAGAUGAGUUACCUGACCUCUUGUAGGGGGGUGGGGGGGGAGCCCUAGAUCUCUGAAAUGUAAACUAUUUGCAUGGGGUUGAGGAAGUGGCUCAAGUUUCUAAGUGGUGAAUUUUCUUCUAAACCCAUCACUUCACCUUUCUUCCACCCCCAAACAAAAGAACUCCAGUGGAGGUUGAUGUAGAAUAUGCAAUAAAUAAUCCUGGGACUGCUAUUGAGAAUAUGAUCUUGGUUACUUCAGAUUUUUGUUCCUUUUUCAGGACAGGCAGAGUUAUGAAUUUCAGUACAUGUAUGCUAUUCUUGUGCAUUGGGAUGCAUAUUAAUAUAUUCUCUAUUGUGUUGCUCUAUAGUUAUGAAUUAUUAUCAUCCAACAUCUAAAGCAAAAAGCAGCUGGUGUUCAUUUAUUUUAAACUGGGGUGCAGAGCCCAUUUCUUCCCCCAUAUUCUUGUUUUGGGCUUUUUAAUGUGGAAAAAUUGGACCUAUUUACUUUCCCUUUGUAAGGAAAACAAUUGGGGAGUAAGAUGUACAACUAUAAAUGCUACUGACGUGCAUUAAAUUAUUUUCUGUAAUACCUUUCUCCCCACUGUAUCUACCCCUUCCUAUUGCAACAAAUUGCAGUCUUGAACCUCUUCUGUUGCUCUGGAGUUCAAUGUCUGUCCAAGAGAUCUUUCAUUAUUUAACAUUGUACACUGUAAAGAAAUGUGGGGAUCAUUUGCAACAUGAAUUGUAUGUUUGCACUAAAUAAGGGUGUUGAGCUACAUGCAAGAUUGCGCUUUGCGCUGAAAUUUGUUACUUUCUUUGUAGAUUAUUAACUGAAAUCAUUCAAAUAAAAAUGAUCUAAAACUCAGUGUUU